UUGACUGUCUACCAUUGCAAACCAGAGCAUAAAGGAACCCGCAUAUUUUGAGAAAUGUAAUGGUUCUGUGAUCGGGUCUUCGGCUUCUAUGCGAUAUGUAUGUAAUGUGUUCAGUCCAAAACUAUUCACAAGCACGAGAUUUUCUUUUUUUUUUUAGUUAGACCGUUUUAUCAGCUGGAUACGUAUUAACAUUCCAUUUAACUCUCCCACUGAAAGCUGUCAAAAUGAAGGCUUGGUUGAAAUCGCUGAUACUGAUUCCAAUAUUCAUCGUGUACAUCUUUCUGGGGGCGUAUGUUUUUCACAAACUCGAGGAGGGGAACGCGGCCGCUGAGCGGGAGGAGUUUUUCAAGUUCCUGAUACCUUUUGCGAUCAACCACUCAGACUGUCUAUCGAGUGACGCUCUGCUCUCUGUCCUGGACCGGGCUUCGGAAGCCAGGGCCAAGGGUGUGAUGUACCCCUCCCAGGUGUUGGCCGGGCAGUUGGUUGGCUUUUGGAGUUGGUCUAAUGCCGUCGUGUUUGCGGCGACCAUCGUUACAACCGUAGGGUAUGGAAGGCUUGUGCCCAUAACAGCCGUCGGUCAGAUUGUCUGUAUCUUCUAUGCUAUCUUCGGUAUCCCUCUAUGCUACAAAAUGCUGUCAGUGGUCGGUGAUACCUUCCACAGUCUCUGGCAUCACUCUUUCCGACUGUUCGACCGGGCUGCCGCCUGCGUGAAAUCUCAGCGCACCCGCAAAGUAUUGGGGGUGCUGGUAACCUGUCUGGUUCUCUGGAUUUUCUUGGUCAUGAUUCCGGCCGUCAUCUUUGCCAACACGGAAUCAUGGUCAUUGGUGGACGCCCAAUACUUCAGCUUCGUGUCUCUCAGCACCAUCGGCUUCGGAGACAUCAUCUACGGGAUGGAAGACCGGCUGGCCACAGUCAAGCAGGACUGGCUGUACAAGAUCGGCAUGCUGGUCUACUUUCUGAUCGGCCUCAGCGUGAUUUCUAUCGUCUUCAAGGGGGUAUGGCGCGUUCAGAAGGCGCGCAUCAAACGCGCCCAGAAGACUACUCGCCAGUUUUGGCAGAACCGGGGCGGUCGGCACCGCAACUACUCGCUGGGAACUCCCGAGGCCAUAGACGAGGCCCUGCUGGCGAACGGCUUGUUUACGCGCAAGCGAAGCGGCGACGUGGUCGAGCCUGUCUUCGAGAAGCACUCCGCUGGAGACGAUGAGGAGAUUGAUAAGACAAUGGCCAUGGAUGCCAUGGAGGUGAGAGACAGGAAAAUUUCCAUAAUCUCCCUGUCAUACCGGACUGUCUCGCUGAGACAAAACUUGGCUGAUCGAGACUUGCGUCAUGGGUUGUGCAAUACUUCGUUCCUAGAAGAAGUCCACCCGUGAUGUGACCACCUGACUCCACGUAGAACAAGAAAAAAACAUUGCCAAGAAAUCAACCUUUGAAUGACUAAAAGUCAAUUUAAUUUGUUACUUUCAUUGUUCCUCAAGAAGCACCAGUGCCAGAGAGCACACUUGAAAACGAAAUCCCAUCAUUGUAAGCACUUCCUUUACAUUGUAAUUUUAAAGAAUUCGAAAUAGAGGACAUAAAGAAUUUGCCUUCUAAAGUCGAUAUAUUUUUGUCUCAAGGACAAACGUUAGGCCUACAAGUGAAAUAACUUCGGUUUUCAGAUGUAAUUCUAUUUUUGUUACUUGCGUCUUUUGAGAAGAUCUAGUUAGAAAAGGUAAUGAAAAAGUUUUUGUGAGGCAUUUUCAAAUAUCGAUGGCAUAUAGUUAGGAUCAUUUUACAGUCUAAAAUGCACUUUUUGACUCAUUGCCCAAUCACAAAUAAUGAGGAGACAUGUUUAUUUUCACUCACUUUCAAAACUAAGAAAAGUUUUGUGAAGCUAUGUGAAUUGUCACUUUGUUGUUGUACCUUAUCAUUAAAAAAGCGACAGGUCGACGUAACAGUCGCAUC
This is a messenger RNA of Acanthaster planci (crown-of-thorns starfish), 1941 nucleotides long. Its product is annotated as potassium channel, subfamily K, member 16-like. NCBI's taxonomy places the organism in Eukaryota, Metazoa, Echinodermata, Asteroidea, Valvatida, Acanthasteridae. The record is from RefSeq and is a predicted model, not a curated record. Gene Ontology annotation, molecular function: potassium ion leak channel activity; outward rectifier potassium channel activity. Gene Ontology annotation, biological process: stabilization of membrane potential; potassium ion transmembrane transport. Gene Ontology annotation, cellular component: plasma membrane.